AUGCUCUCAGGAGCGAACACUGGGGGAGCAGGAGCUAAGCAAUUAAACGUAGUUACCCCUGGAAAAUCAAUUUACUGCUUGAACCUUAAUUAUUCAGAUUUUAUUGAAUUAAAUUGUACCGAUUCUUACAAAUUAUGCUCGUUUCUCGUAGAUUCACAAGCAGACAUCUCUUUAAUCAAGAUUUCCAGUUUAGCAAGAAAUUCAGCAAUUAACAGUAGCAAUACCAUAAACAUCACUGGUGUAACAACUGAAACGGUUACAACAUUGGGAACUAUGACAGUUUUAAUAUACCUUCUGACGGCAUACUAGGCAAGGACUUUUUAAAGACGAACAGAUGUAUUAUUAACUACGCAAAUGACAGUAUAACUAUCGGCAUCGGGACAGAAAGCACUAAAAUAGCAAUUUUACACGGUUCAAAUACCGACACCUUAGUCAUCCCUCCAAGAUGUGAAGUUUUUCGUUUAUUUAAAUUGACUAAUUCCAAAAACCCUGUUUUCGUAGACUCUCACGAGCUUUGCUCUGGUGUUUUUACAUCAAAAUGUGUCGUUGACACAACAAAUCCGAUUUUAAAAGUAAUAAAUACUACGGACGAGGUAAAAUACGUUCGUAACUAUAACAUCAAAGCUGAGGAUAUAAGUAACUAUAAUGUCUACAAAAUAAACGAAACUUCCCAAGAGACAAAACGUUUAGAGGAACUAAAGUCAAUUUUACAAAAACAAAUGCCAAAAUAUGCUAAAAACAAAUUGCUUGAAUUAUGUUUACAAUACGCCGAUGUAUUUGCCUUAAAAACAGACCGUAUGACACUCAACAACUUUUACGAACAGAAACUUCGACUGAAUGACAAGACUCCCGUUUAUAUCAAAAACUAUCGAUUGCCGUACUCACAACGCGAAGAAAUAAAUAGACAAGUCGAUACUUUACUGCGAAAUGACUUAAUCGAACCAAGCUCCUCUAAUUAUAACAGUCCAUUAAUUUUAGUACCAAAAAAAGAUCCAUCCGGCCAAAAAUCGUACCGCAUGUGCGUUGACUUUAGGGCGGUUAAUAAAAAGCUUAUCGCUGACAAAUUUCCACUAGCACGUGUGGACGACAUAUUAGACAACCUUGGUCGAGCAAAAUACUUUUCGACUUUAGAUCUGUUUUCUGGUUUCCAUCAAAUUCCAUUGCAUAAAAACUCGCGAGAUAUAACAUCUUUCA
This is a messenger RNA of Rhagoletis pomonella (apple maggot), 1194 nucleotides long. RefSeq lists its product as uncharacterized. NCBI's taxonomy places the organism in Eukaryota, Metazoa, Arthropoda, Insecta, Diptera, Tephritidae. The record is from RefSeq and is a predicted model, not a curated record. The transcript is spliced from 2 exons. The coding region runs from base 1 to 309 and encodes 102 amino acids.